This is a messenger RNA of Ilex paraguariensis (yerba mate), 336 nucleotides long. The record is from the annotation of a GenBank genome assembly. NCBI's taxonomy places the organism in Eukaryota, Viridiplantae, Streptophyta, Magnoliopsida, Aquifoliales, Aquifoliaceae.
AUGAUGAGUUUGGUUUCUGUAACAAGCAGGCCCUUUCCUUCCCAUGAUGAUAAGGGGGUUCCACCAGGAAUGGACCAGAGUGCCCAGUCUCUGCAAACUAGCCUGAGCUCAAAAGAGGGUAGAAAAAAUGUGGCAGAAAUGAGUGAAAAGGCCUCAUGCAAAGGGGUGAGCAGAAUAGGAUCAAGUCCACCAAGCUGUGACAACAAGUGUUAUGGAUGCAGUCCAUGUGAAGCCACUCAAGUGCCCACCACCACCAGCCGUGUGGGUGUCCAGUAUGCAAAUUAUGAACCUGAGGGUUGGAAAUGCAAGUGUGGCCCUACUCUCUAUAGUCCAUAA